Molecule: messenger RNA, 1851 nt
Organism: Thyridium curvatum
Lineage: Eukaryota; Fungi; Ascomycota; Sordariomycetes; Thyridiales; Thyridiaceae
Exons: 3
Coding region: 1-1851 (616 amino acids)
Biological process (GO): DNA-templated transcription; regulation of DNA-templated transcription
Molecular function (GO): DNA-binding transcription factor activity, RNA polymerase II-specific; DNA binding; zinc ion binding
Source: RefSeq, a predicted model, not a curated record
AUGCCGCCGCAAGGCAACAAAGUCGACAAGCCGGUGAAGCAGAGGCGGAUUACCCAGGCCUGCGACUUCUGCCAUCGCCGGUCCAUUCGCUGUCGCCCUGCUUCCGAGGACAGCAAUAGCUGUCAGAACUGCCAGGACUUCGCACAACCCUGCACUUAUGACCGCAAAACUCGCCGGAGAGGCGCACCUCGAAGGCGGGCCCCAGCUUCUACGGGCGGCGGCGGCGGAGAGACGCAGGAUGAUGAUGGCCCCGGUGGUCCAGCACUACUGCCACAAGCGGGUCGCGGAGAGGGCUCCGUCGAUCAGGGCGUGUCAGCACGCUACGGGAAGCCAUCACAGUCGGAGGCGGCCAUGUCCACGCCCUGGAAAGCCCCCUACGUUUCCAGCCAAGCAAUAAUCAUGGACCUGGUUGAACUAUACUUUGAGAUUGUGUAUCCGAUCUUUCCACUCUUCCACUCGCCAUCGUACAUCCGCCGCAUCUCCCGAGGCGAAUACGUCCACAACAAAAGCCUCUUCGCAGUCACCAUGGCCGUUUGCGCUCUGGUCAGUAGCCGUGUCCGUGACGGAUCUGUCACCAAUCCACGGUGGAACUUGACGUCAUUUAGCGAGACGGAUCCUGCCAUAUUCUAUGCCGAGACCAAACGACAACUUGCGGACGAGUCGCCUUCUGACUUGAACCUAUUGCGUGCACAUGCCAUUCUUGCUAUCGCAUCGAUCCAAAAUGGCAACAUACGAGAUAUGCACCGGCACCUGGGGACAUAUCACACUUUGGUCGCAAUGGAUGGGCUCCAUGACGAGGCAAACUGGCCUCCCGGCAUCGGCAUCAUCGAACGAGAAGAGAGGAGGAGACUGCACUGGUCUAUAUACACCCUGGAUAUUUAUUCUUCAGUCGUCUGGGGAGGCGUUAUACGGUCGAGGGAGCAGCAAUCGAAUGUUUUGUAUCCAACCGAAACUGACGAUGAGUAUAUUGACGACAGCGGGAUCUCGCUGCUACGCUCCCAGCCUGAUGAUUCCAGCACAUUAGGCAAUGACGGAACGACAAGUCCAGGGGAUUGUUGGCUCAGCGGAUGGAACUUUAUCACUGAUCUUUACAGAGUCAUGGAGCACGCAUUGGUACGGUUUCAAGGCAACCGCUACCACAGUCGUUCGUUCUUGAGGGACAUAUUCGGGGAGCAGUCGACUGCAACCCAGGCAUCAGUCCGCGACAAGGUUCUUGAAAUGUACUUGAGGCUGCCGCGUCAUUUCAAAGAAACACCACCAAUGACGUAUGAUGCAAAAAAAGACCGCUUUGGCUUUCAGGCUGCCAAUAUCACGGGGAGCGUGCAACUACUACGCAUGGUCCUGUUCGCGGCAGGCGGUACGAGCAUCGAGGAGCGCUGUACAAUCGCUCACGAAGUGGUCAACGCAUUCAUCUCGAUACCGGUAUCCUAUCUACUAGCUAUUAGUCGUCCUCAGCUUCACCAUCUCGGUGGGAUUGGGACAAUACUAGGCUCGGUGUUUGAAGAGCCUUUGACGGAGACGGAUUACAACAGCCUACGUUCAAUUAUGCACUCAAUGGCGCAACUUCUGGAGAGCCUCGAGACAAGUCAACGCGGCGAUAAGUUGAACAGUGCUAGUUCAAAACUUAGGUCGCAGAUUGCCCGCAUCGAUGCUUACAUGGCCACUCAACGAGAGACGACUACUCACACUGUUUCAGAUGCCAACCAGCUGGGACUAGACCGGCUUGUGCCGCAAAGCAACAGUACCAUUGAGUUUCCAGAGGUCAAUGGAGGUUUAACAGGAACAGAGUGGACACUUCAGUUCCCUCCUGAUUUACUAGGCGAUUGGACAUGGAAUUUUGACUUUGGAUAA